Messenger RNA from Oncorhynchus tshawytscha (Chinook salmon), 1631 nucleotides. RefSeq names its product myelin protein zero-like protein 3. The transcript is spliced from 6 exons. Gene Ontology annotation, cellular component: membrane. Bases 121 to 954 code for a protein of 277 amino acids. Lineage: Eukaryota; Metazoa; Chordata; Actinopteri; Salmoniformes; Salmonidae. The record is from RefSeq and is a predicted model, not a curated record.
AACAGCGAGUGGGGUGUCUCGCUUCCUAGUUCUUCUUUGGCCAGGCUGCGCAGUGUCUGUCAUACUUCCUGAAACACCUGUUUGUCAGUUAGUGGGCACUGGACAGGCACAGCGGAGCAAAUGAGUUACACAAAAACAUGGACGACGAGUCCCUGGAUUACAAUUUAUUCUAAUUCCCUACCUCAUUUUACUGAAAUGGUUCGGCAACAACAUAUGAGUAUACGUUUGAACAUUGUAUUGUUGCUGUAUUUAACGGUUUGUUUUGUGCUGUGCCCUGUGUCAGGCAUAACAGUGAGCUCCCCUGCGGAGGUCCAUUCUGUGAGGGGUGAUGCCGUCACCCUGACUUGCACCUUCACCUCUACCAGCCGAGCCACCAGCCGUAUGUCAGUGGACUGGUCCUACAGGCCUCAGAGCGGAGGCCCUCCGCAGGCGUUCUUCCACUUCUCCUCUCUGGUGUUCCCUCCGCGGGAUGGCCAGUUUAAUGGGCGUGUGAAGUGGCUGGGUAGCCCGGCCCGGGGCGUGGCCUCCAUCCAGCUCCUCAACGCCUCCCUCAGCGACAACGGCACCUACACCUGCUCCGUCAGGAACCCCCCCGACGUCCACGGAUUCCCCACCUCACAGACCGUCCUCACCGUGACGCCCGAAGUGCUCGCGGUUCACUUCUCAGAUGUGGCGGUGCUUUUAGCCUUCAUACUGCUUCCUUCCACCAUCAUCACGCUGGCUCUGCUGGGUCGCAUGUGCUGCCCUCCGAGGGACAAGAGCCAGACCCAGGGUUACCACUCCCCUAUUGAGGUCACACCUGGAGAGGAGCCUGGCUUCAAGCAGAUCCACAGCAAGGAGAAAAACAUGACAUGCUGCCACAUAUAUUUGCUGGAUUCCGACUAUGAGGAUUACUACGUCCACAAAGAGAGUCCUCCGGCUCAGGUAGAGACCAUGGCCGAGUCUCAGUGCUAGAGAUCCCUGGUGGCGGUGGUCUGUAAGAACAGCGGCCCCCUCCAUGCCUUGCCAAUGGGAGGGGUUGAACGGAAUUCUCCCUUCCACUGUUAAAAAUGCCAAGAUUCCUGGACUUGGCUCUGUGGAAGGGGCAGUCUCUCACACACACCUCCCUUCUCUCAUGGCUUGUCCACAGCUGAUUCCGCUGGUGGGAUAAAUGUGAGUCCUGUGCCAGACACACACACACACAUACGUUUAGCACUAUACUCUAAACAUUUCUGGAUGGAUUUUCUUAUUUUGAAGGAGAUGCAUAUAUUAUUAAGUUAUUGUCUGCUUUAUAACUUUGGACAUUUUGAAUAAUUGUUUUUGUACAGCUAUUAUGAGAGUUUUUUUGAACUAUCGGUCUUCUUGGAAUCUAUUGCUAGAAUUGUAGACAAUCUUUACCUGUGGCUACAUCUGCUUCAUUGAGUCCAAUUCAUAUUAUUUUAAACUUGUCUUUAGAGUUAGUGUCACAUAUGAACCCAUUCAUAUGACUACAUUCAGGAGUGGACAUAUUAUGACCUCACAUUCUGAGGUUGAAUGAAUUUACAGGAUUUGAUUUACAUGUUAGAAUUUGGAUGUACAGUGUAGUGAAUGUUGUUGAAUGCAUGUAUGUGCAAAAUGUAUUAUAAUUCUGCUUAAUAAAAUACAUAAAUGUU